CAGAGUGGCUUGUAUGAUUAUUUUUGUUAUCAGUUUAAAAGGAAAAUGAAAAUUCAAUGACGUGAUGCCAAACAGAACCAUCAUCAUAGAUUUCUUACUUAUGGGAUUUUCUGAGCAAUGGGAGUUCCAGAUUUUGCACUUUGUGGUCUUCCUCAUUAUGUAUCUGGCUAUCCUGAUAGGAAAUCUUCUCCUCAUCAUUCUGGUAGACGUGAACAAUCAUCUUCAGACACCAAUGUAUUUCUUUCUGGUCAAUUUAGCAAUUGUUGAUCUGGGAUCCACUUCUGUAACCAUUCCCAGAUCAAUAGCCAGUGCCCUCAUGAAUGCAAGAAGGAUUUCAUAUUCUGAAUGUGUUGCACAAAUGUUUUUCUUUCUUUUCUUUAUGUCCUCAGACAUUUUCCUUCUCACCGCUAUGGCUUAUGAUAGAUAUGUGGCUAUCUGCCAUCCUCUACAUUAUAUGUCUAUGAUGCAAUGGAGAAGCUGCUUCCAAAUGGCAGGGGUUGCAUGGAUGCUAGGCUUUCUUAAUGCUGCCAUGCAUGCAGGAACCCUUUUUUCAUUGCCUUUCUGUUCCAAAGUCAUCCAUCAGUUCUUCUGUGAAAUCCCACACCUCAUGAAGAUUUCCUGCUUCGAUCCCAAAUUCAGUGAAAUCUCUGUUCUUCUUUUUAGUGCUUUUCUUGGUGUUGUUUGCUUUAUGUUAAUUAUCAUGUCCUAUGUAAAAAUCUUUAAGGCAGUAUUGAGCAUGCCCUCAGUGGCCAGUAGACAAAAGGCCUUUUCUACUUGCAUUCCCCAUCUCCUUGUUGUCUGUUUAUUACUUGGUACGGGUAUAUUUUCCUAUUUCAUACCAAAUUCUGGGUCUUCUUACAAUUGGGAUGAGGUCUUUGCAGUAAUCUACUCUGUGAUUCCUCCAAUGAUGAACCCAGUAAUCUAUAGCAUGAGAAAUAAAGAUAUCAAAGCUGCUUUAAGGAAGUUGUUUAAUCAAAGGUUUGCAAAUCAAAAUAGAAAACUCUGCUAAGAACAACUAAACAACUUUGUUUUAAGGAAUAAAAAGAAUCCCACAAAU
Messenger RNA from Pantherophis guttatus, 1057 nucleotides. RefSeq names its product olfactory receptor 14I1-like. Gene Ontology annotation, molecular function: G protein-coupled receptor activity; olfactory receptor activity. The record is from RefSeq and is a predicted model, not a curated record. Gene Ontology annotation, cellular component: membrane. Lineage: Eukaryota; Metazoa; Chordata; Lepidosauria; Squamata; Colubridae. Gene Ontology annotation, biological process: G protein-coupled receptor signaling pathway.